Dalotia coriaria is the source of this 2055-nucleotide messenger RNA. RefSeq names its product putative divalent cation/proton antiporter TMEM165. The coding region runs from base 416 to 1312 and encodes 298 amino acids. Gene Ontology annotation, molecular function: calcium ion transmembrane transporter activity; manganese ion transmembrane transporter activity. The transcript is spliced from 6 exons. The record is from RefSeq and is a predicted model, not a curated record. Gene Ontology annotation, cellular component: Golgi apparatus. NCBI's taxonomy places the organism in Eukaryota, Metazoa, Arthropoda, Insecta, Coleoptera, Staphylinidae. Gene Ontology annotation, biological process: Golgi calcium ion homeostasis; Golgi calcium ion transport; calcium ion transmembrane transport.
UGUAUUUACUUAAAUUUGACUUAUUUGUGUAAUCCUUCCUAAGCCACUGUAAGGACGAAUUUUCGUAGUUGAUUAGUUGAUUGCGUUGGUUAAAAAUGUCAGUGUCAGCUGUGCUUUGAUAGUUUACGUCGUGUUUACAGCGUGUUAAACCAGUGCUCACCCCAGUGCAAGCUUCCACCGGUCGUGCGUAUUGUACGCCAAUGUUUUACCAAUAUUCGCUCAACAGUAAUCAUUAACAGUGUAGCAGUCAACGCGUGUCAAAACUCCGGCCAACUCUGCGCCCAGAAAAUGAACACGUUCCCAAGCUGAUUCGCUUUUAAACUUUAAUAUAACGUUGUAAUUACUUAAGCCCACUUAUAAACGAACGUUCGACGUUGCAUAUUAUCAUAUUAGGUGUAAUAAUACAGUUUUUAAAAUGGAGUAUAAAUCCUGGAAAGUUUCUGCUUUGCAGUUACUCACAAGGGUUUUAAUAGUUUAUGUGUUUGUGCUUACAAUAGUGGUUGAUUAUGUUGAUGCAGAGAAAGAACCAAGGGAAGAAUCUGUUGAGAGUGCUCCAGUACCUUCUGCAUCAGCAAAGUCCACAGAUGCAUCAGGAGGCAGCAAAUUACUACCCACUGAAAAUGUGGGCUUUAUUCAUGCAUUUCUGGCGUCGAUUUCGGUGAUAUUGGUUUCGGAAAUUGGUGACAAGACAUUCUUUAUUGCUGCAAUUAUGGCCAUGAAACAUCCAAGGCUGACUGUAUUUACUGGUGCCAUCUCUGCUUUGGCACUUAUGACUGUCUUAUCAGCUUUGUUUGGUUGGCUGGCCAAUGUUAUACCUCGCGCAUACACAUUCUAUAUCAGCACAGCUCUAUUUGCCAUAUUUGGAUUGAAAAUGUUAAAAGAAGGUGUAAAUAUGUCCCCAUCAGGUGCUCAAGAAGAACUGGAAGAAGUGCAAUCAGAUUUACGCAAAAAAGAUGAAGAGUUUGAAAAGGAAACAAUGAUAAGUGAUCCUGAAUCAGGCAGUCGAAAACCGAAAAACAAAGGUGUUUUUAUGGCGGUGUCAAGAAUUUUGUUACAAUCGUUCACGUUAACGUUUCUCGCCGAAUGGGGCGAUCGAUCGCAGCUAACGACGAUUAUUUUGGGCGCACGCGAGGAUGUUUAUGGCGUCAUCCUUGGCGGUAUCCUCGGACAUUCCAUUUGCACCGGUAUAGCAGUAUUAGGUGGCCGCAUGAUUGCGCAGAAAAUUUCCGUCCGAACUGUGACGAUAAUCGGCGGCGUUGUCUUCUUGCUAUUUGCUUUCUCGGCGUUGUUCUUUGACCCGAAUGGCGAAUGAUGUGCGACCAGCAUGCGACCAUUGAAUAACACAACUAUGAUUUAAUUAAACGAAUUUAUUAUUAGCGUGAAAUCAAGCUCUAGGAAAGCGCAAGCGUCGAAGGCAAUGUGUUUUUAAACGAUUUAUUUUUAUAAGGAUCUAAAUGCAACUUAGAGGCAACUCGGUGUUACUUAAGUUUUUAUUUUUUGCUGCUAUUUUGCACUGGCGCGUUAGUAUUACUAAUUAAUUUAUGAUUUCGAAGCAUAACAAGUAACCAAUCGCGAGGAACCUUGAAACGAACUCGUUUUAUCCUCGUGGCUAUGGUAUAGAAAAACAUUCAAUUGUUUGAUGACCACAAUUCUCAAUAUUGACGUGAACGAGUUGCAUUUUGGUGCAUGAAAUCACUUGCAAAGUGAUUUUCGAAACUUUUGCAGUUUUUAUACCAUCUAAUGCUAUUUUAAACUGUAUGCAGUUACUUUUAGUUGUAGAUUAAGCACGAAACCAAAUUGUAAUUAUUUUGUUCUACGCUCAAUUAAGCAACAGUUGAUUUUUAUGAGUUUUUUUCGAUCCAUUGCCGAUGAUUCACUGUGAUACAGGUAAUAUAAAUGAAACGUGUAAAAACCAACAAUAUUAUUGCUGUAUAAAUAACUAUUAGUAGUAGGUAUAUGUAACUUGUAAGUGAAACUGUUGUAUGUUUCGAGAGAUUAUGUUUGUAUAUAAAUCAAAAUCAAGAAACAAUAUAGAUACUAUGCAAAAUUGGAAAA